This is a messenger RNA of Emericellopsis cladophorae, 2565 nucleotides long. RefSeq lists its product as uncharacterized. The transcript has 3 exons. Gene Ontology annotation, molecular function: inositol hexakisphosphate binding. Gene Ontology annotation, biological process: cellular response to phosphate starvation; phosphate ion transport. NCBI's taxonomy places the organism in Eukaryota, Fungi, Ascomycota, Sordariomycetes, Hypocreales, Bionectriaceae. Gene Ontology annotation, cellular component: plasma membrane; Golgi apparatus; cytoplasm. The record is from RefSeq and is a predicted model, not a curated record. The coding region runs from base 1 to 2565 and encodes 854 amino acids.
AUGGAGGACGAAGCUCUGAAAGAUGCCCAUGAUAAUUUGCAGUACGGAAGCUUCGUCAAAACUCCCCCGACCACAAAAGCAGACAUGAAUGACGAUGGGCUCUUUGGACUACCGCCACCGGCCAUACAGGACCGACCAUCAGAAUCGCGAGAACCUCAGAAGCCCUCAGGCACUGUGCGGAAGCAAAUGAGCCGUCUUUCAGCGCCUCGCAGUGCAUCGGCAGGGUCUGUCCUGGCAGCGAAGAGGAACAGUGAUCCGGACGCGCAUUUGCUGCCGAAGCGCGCCAUGGCUGGGCAGGUCUCCCAACGUCCUUCGCAGUUGAGGCGACUGCUAUCACACGGCCAAGCAAUAAACUCGAGGCUCAGCCCGAACAGCAGGAAUGGCGUCAACUUGCAGCCUUUUGAUCUUGUCAGAGAGAGGGAAGCUGAGUUCUACCGUUUCAUGGACUCGGAGCUCGCCAAGGUCGAGACCUUUUACAAAAUGAAGGAAGAGCAGGCUGGAGCACGGCUGGCGGUUCUGAAAGAACAGCUUCAUGAGAUGCGCAAUAGACGGAUCCAAGAGAUUGCGCACAAUGGGCAAUCAGACGACCCGGUGGAUGGGGUGCGCGGGGGAAGCGACAAGGAUCGGUUGAUCCAGAACGGGAUCUUGCGGCCCAUUAAGAGAAAAAUGUUUCCGCCAGGUCCCAACAGCAAGGCCUUCCAGAUCAUGCCUCGCACCCCGCUGGUCGGUAGCUCUGGCCCGGGCGACGGGGGGCGUGAUUACAGUCGACGACCGCAGGAUCACGAUGUGUCGUAUCGGACGGCGAAGCGCAAGCUCAAGCUCGCUCUCCACGAGUUCUAUCGAGGUCUUGAGCUGCUCAAGUCCUAUGCGCUGCUCAACCGGACUGCCUUUCGAAAGCUCAACAAGAAGUUCGACAAAGCCGUCAAUGCACGACCGCCAUAUCGUUACGUGAACGAAAAGGUCAACCAUGCCUGGUUCGUGAGCAGUGACGUCCUGGAGGGCCACAUUAAGGCCGUGGAAGACCUCUACGCACGUUACUUUGAGCGCGGCAACCACAAGCUUGCGGCCGGCAAGCUUCGAAGCCUGACCAAGAAGCAACCUGAGCAGUCGGGCUUGGCAUUCCAGAGCGGGUUCCUCAUCGGCACCGGACUGGUGUUCGCCGUCCAGGGCACGGUCUACGCCGCACAACUACUCGAGCACGAAGAUGGUCAGCUACGGCAAGAGACGAGCUAUCUCUUACAACUGUACGGCGGAUACUUUCUCGUGCUCGUUCUCUUUGCGCUCUUUUGCCUAGACUGCAUGGUCUGGACCAAGAGCAAGAUCAACUAUCCCUUCAUUUUCGAGUUUGACCAGCGACACCACAUGGACUGGCAGUCGCUGACCGCGUUCCCGAGCUUCUUCCUUUUGCUCUUUGGCGUUUUUACGUGGGCGAACUUUAGCAGGUACGGCCCGGAGUCGCUGUAUCUGUACUAUCCGGUGAUCCUCAUCGGACUCACUGUUCUCAUCAUACUCCUGCCAUUCCCCGUCCUCGCCUACAGGUCGCGGAAAUGGCUUGCAUAUUCUCAUAAUAUUGAGCUCUUCUGCUGUUUGUACGCCAACGAAUGGGAGAACCCCGUCCGCUGUAACUCGAGUCACUCGCGUCUGAUGGGCUUCCUCGCUGCCCUACCGCCGAUAUGGCGGUUUCUACAAUGCAUCCGGCGGUACAGGGAUACAAAGAAUAUCUUUCCUCACCUCGUCAACUGCGGUAAAUACUCCAUGACCAUCAUGGCUGCUGUCACACUCUCGAUGUACCGGAUAUAUGGCACGCAUGCCAAUCUCGCGCUGUUCAUCACCUUUUCGCUGAUCAACAGCAUCUACUGCUCGAUCUGGGACCUGUUUAUGGAUUUCUCCCUGGUCCAGGCAGACUCAAAGUACUGGUGUCUCCGCGACAUACUCGCUCUGAAACGCAAGUGGCCGUACUACACAAUCAUGGUCAUUGAUCCGAUCAUCCGUUUUGCCUGGAUCUUUUACGCCAUCUUUACGCACGACCGGCAGCACUCCACCAUCGUCUCCUUCUUGGUGGCCCUGAUGGAGGUCCUCCGUCGUGGUGGUUGGGCCCUGUUCCGCGUGGAGAACGAGCAUUGUGCGAACGUAUCGCAGUAUAAGGCCUCUAGGGACGUGCCGCUGCCGUACAGGAUCGAGCCACUGAUGGACCGCGCCUCAUCCGAUACAUCACCAACAAUCCCCGCUGGCGAGAGCGAGGCACCACCUCCGGCACAGCAGGAAGAGGGCGGCAUCACUGCGUCCUCCACUGCCGUGGGCAGCACCUUUAGCAGGGCUGGUCUUCGCAGUCGCGCGCAGACAUUGACCGGCCGCACCUUUAGCAGGAUCAUAUCAGAAGCGCACAAGCAAGAUUUCGAGAAGAAGAAGCGUACACCACAGGAGCAGGAAGAGGCGGACGAAGCGGGUGCAGUGGGUGAUCAAGUUGAUGACGAAGAAGAUGAUGACGAGGACGAUGUCGAUGAGGAGGAGGAGGACUUUGAAUUGGACAUGGCGAACGAGCUGAGGAGACAAGCGGGGCGGUAG